AUGGCGAGUUACAUGGGAAUGAUUCUUCUGUGGCUGACUGCUGUGGUUCCACAAUUGCAGCCUUUAUCUUGUGACCAGUUGAAGCACAAGUGCAGUGCUCCAAAUGGAGCUCAAAUCAUUCCCUUGUUGUCUUCAUUUUUGCUAAUGUCUGUUGGAGCUGGUUGUAUUAGGCCUUGUUCUAUUGCUUUUGGUGCGGACCAAUUUGACAACAAACAAAAUCCCAAUAAUGAGAGGGUUCUAGAAACUUAUUUCAACUGGUAUUAUGCUUCUACAGGAAUCUCAACUGUUCUUGCCAUGACUGUUAUUGUUUACAUCCAGGAUCAUUUGGGUUGGUCAGUUGGAUUUGGAAUCCCUGCCAUUCUCAUGGUUUUCUCUGCUCUGAUGUUCUUAAUUGGCUCCUCUCUUUACAUCAAAGCAAAACCUAGUGAGAGCUUGUUUACUGGAUUUUUUCAAGUCCUUGUGGCAGCCUUUAGAAAGAGAGAGAUUCAAUACCCUUUGGACGAAGAAUACAAGUGUUACCAUAGAACCCGGCAGUCGAAGCUUCUAUCACCCACUGAGGAGUUCAGGUGUUUAAAUAAGGCUUGUGUUGUUCAAGACCCCGACACAGAGUUAACUUCAGAUGGAUUAGCUUCAAAUCCAUGGAGACUCUGCAGUGUGGAACAACUUGAAUCACUUAAGGCUCUUCUCAAAGUCAUACCCAUGUGGUCCACAGGCCUUGUACUUAUAUUGACCAUGGACCAAGGUUUUCUAACACUUCAAGCAAAUUCCAUGGAUAGGCACUUGUUCUCAAAUUUUGAAAUUCCUGCAGGAUCCUUUAGUCUGUUCAUGAUAAUUACUUUAACAAUUUGGGUCGCAUUUUAUGAUCGUGUACUAGCACCGCUAUUGGCGAGAUAUACUGGUAAUCCGCAAGGACUAAGUCCCAUAGUACGGAUGGGCAUGGGGCUGAUUAUGUCAUUUACCGCAAUGGUAUUGGCAGGUGUAGUCGAGAGCAUAAGGCUGAAAAAAGCAGUUGAGGAGGGGGUUGAGGAUGAUCCUGAUGCUGUCCUAGACAUGUCUGCUAUGUGGUUAGUGCCACAGACGGUAUGCAUUGGAUUGGCUGAAGCUUUAAACGCAAUUGGACAGAUACAGUUCUUUUACAUGCUGUUCCCCAAGAGCAUGUCCAGUGUUGGAGUGGCUAUGUACACAUUUGGGAUGGCUCUGGCUAGCCUGAUUGGAAGUCUUCUGGUGAAUAUUAUCAAUAGCAUUACUAGUCAUGGUGGUAAAGCAAGCUGGUUGGCCAACAACCUGAAUGAAGGUCAUCUUGACUACUAUUAUUGGCUGCUCGGCUUCUUAAACUUAAUCAACUUUUUCUAUUUUCUCUUUUGCUGCCGCUUCUAUAAAUCUCAUCACAACAGCAAUAUGCUAUCUAAAAAGGUACCAGAAAAAGAAUCUGGUUAUGCUCCUUUACCUUCAGCUUGAUGAAUAUGUAAUACUAAUGUUGUCCCUCUGCUACAAUUUAUGUAUCUGCAGUGAUUACAACAAUUCUAGCAAUAAAUAUGAUGAAUGUAGGAAAUAAUCUUUAUCACUAUUUUUGCUUACUUCUGCUCCUUAUGCUGUUACUCUGAGAAAAGAGUUGUACCUAAAACUCUGCACGUACAUUCCUUAUUUGGAUAAUUUUUGGAUGCGGGCCUUUGAGUUUGAUUUGCCCAAUUUA
Coffea eugenioides is the source of this 1693-nucleotide messenger RNA. RefSeq names its product protein NRT1/ PTR FAMILY 1.2-like. The record is from RefSeq and is a predicted model, not a curated record. Bases 1 to 1458 code for a protein of 485 amino acids. The transcript is spliced from 3 exons. Gene Ontology annotation, cellular component: plasma membrane. Gene Ontology annotation, biological process: transmembrane transport. Gene Ontology annotation, molecular function: transmembrane transporter activity. Lineage: Eukaryota; Viridiplantae; Streptophyta; Magnoliopsida; Gentianales; Rubiaceae.